Molecule: messenger RNA, 423 nt
Organism: Serendipita indica DSM 11827
Lineage: Eukaryota; Fungi; Basidiomycota; Agaricomycetes; Sebacinales; Serendipitaceae
Source: the annotation of a GenBank genome assembly
AUGCCGUCCCGAAUGGAAAUUGAAGAAGGCAGUGACAAUGAACGGGAUGGAGUAACUUCUACUGCUAAUGCAGUUGAUAAGGCACAGGAAGAAGGCGUUGAUGAAAACCAGACCAUCAACGAGGAAUAUAAGAUUUGGAAAAAGAACGCGCCGUAUCUGUACGACGUUGUCAUUACACAUGCGUUAGACUGGCCUACUCUCACCUGCCAGUGGUUCCCAGACCGAGAAGUUGUCCCAGGAAAGCCUUUUACAAAUCAUAGACUGCUGCUAGGAACCCAUACAUCUGGCCAGGCCCCCGACUUUGUACAAAUCGCGAGUCUCCAGCUACCAAAGCGUGAUGGUCUACCAGGAGAGGAGAACAUUGGAAAAGAUCAAUAUGAUGAGGAGAAAGGAGGCAAGUCCGUCGUCUUCGUUUACAUGUAA